GAUGUAGAAUCCCAAACAGUGAGCUAAUGGCAGCUGUCUGAAACUGAUUGCAUCUGUGUUGUUUAUUUCAGGAUGGCUGUGGAAUCAUUAUCUCCAGAUUGGGAGUUUGAUCGAUUUGACGACGGAUCACAAAAAAUUCACACGGAAGUGCAGCUUAAAAACUAUGAGAAGUUUUUAGAGGAGUAUACUGCUCAGCUCCGGGGGAUUGAAGAAGCGUUGGAUGACUCUGUCGGAGAUGUUUGGGACUUCACUCUGGACCCCAUUGCUUUGAAGCUUCUCCCUUAUGAACAGUCCUCACUGUUGGAGCUUAUCAAGACAGAAAAUAAGGUGCUUAAUAAAGUCAUCACAGUGUAUGCAGCUCUUUGCUGUGAGGUCAAAAAGCUGAAGUAUGAGGCUGAAACCAAGUUCUACAAUGGCUUGUUGUAUUAUGGGGAAGGAGUUUCAGACACUAGUGUGGUGGAGGGAGAGUCUCAAAUUCAAAUGGGCCGCUUCAUUUCCUUUCUGCAGGAGCUGUCUUGCUUUGUGGCACGCUGCUUUGAGGUGGUGGUCAAUAUGGUUCACCAGCUGGCUGCUUUGUACAACAGUAACAAGAGUGCAACAAAAAUCAUCGAGUCCACUGGAGUACACUUUCAGACUGUUUACGAGCAUCUAGGUGAACUGCUGGUGGUCCUUAUCACACUGGAUGAGAUCAUGGAGAACCAUGCCACGCUGAGGGAGCACUGGAAGAUGUAUAAAAGGUUACUGAAAUCAGUCCAUCAUAACCCAGCUAAGUUUGCGAUCCCAGAGGAGAAGCUGAAGCCCUUUGAAAAGCUCUUACUGAAGCUGGAGGGGCAGCUGUUGGACAGCAUGAUCUUUCAGGCUUGUGUGGAGCAGAGGUUUGAUGACCCUGGAGAAGGCGUAUCGGUCUCAAAAAACAGUGCCUUUGCUGAGGAGUUUGCCAACAAUAUCAGAACCAUUUUUGCCAACGUUGAGUCAAAGCUUGGUGAGCCAUCGGAGAUUGAUCAGAGAGAUAAGUACGCAGGCGUCUGUGGUCUCUUCGUACUGCACUUCCAUAUCUUCAGGGCUGUCGACAAGAAGAUCUACAAAUCUCUGUUGGAUGUGUGUAAAAAGGUCCCUGCAGUGACACUAGCAGCUAAUAUAAUUUGGUUUCCUGACACGUUUCUGCUAAACAAAGUCCAAGCAGCAGCUAAACUGAUGGACAAGAAGAGUAUUCAGAGCAUCCGCAGCAACAGAGAUACAUUCCUGCAACAAAAGUCACAGACACUAAUGAAGGACAUGCAGUCUUACUACAUAUUUGUAACCUCUUGGAUGAUGAAGAUGGAGUCCAUAUUAUCAAAAGAACCAAGACCAGAAAAACUGUCUGAAGAUUUGAGCAACAGAUGUAAUAUCUUUGUGCAGGGAGUGCUGUACGCUUACAGCAUCAGCAUCAUCGUCAAGACCACCAUGAAUAUGUACAUGUCCAUGCAGCGGCCCAUGACCAAGACCUCUGUGAAAGCCCUCUGCAGACUGAUGGAGCUGUUAAAAGCUGUGGAGCACACUUUCCACCGGCGCUCAUUGGUUGUGGCUGAUUCUGUAUCUCACAUCACGCAGCAGCUGCAGUCUCAAGCUUUGGCUUCCAUUUCUAUUGCUAAGAAAAGGGUGAUUUCUGAUAAAAAGUACAGUGAGCAGAGGCUGGACGUGCUGUCUGCUCUGGUUCUGGCUGAAAACACUCUGAACGGGCCCAGCACUAAGGAGAGGAGACUCGUAGUAUCUCUGGCUCUCAGUGUUGGCACUCAGAUGAAAACCUUUAAGGAUGAGGAGCUCCUGCCUCUACAGCUUGUGCUUAAGAAACUGGACUUAAUCAGUGAACUCCGAGAACGUGUCAAAGUACAAUGUGACUGUAGUUUCCUCUACUGGCAUCGUACAGUGUUCCCCAUCUACCUGGACGACGUGUAUGAAAACGCUGUUGAUGCGGCCAGAAUACACUACAUGUUCAGUGCGCUUAGAGACUGUGUGCCCACAAUGUUACAUGCCAAACACAUGGAGUCAUGUGAUCAGCUACUGGAGUGUUACGACACUGAGAUCAUGGAAAUCCUCAAUGAGCACUUGCUAGACAAGCUGUGUAAGGAGAUCGAGAAAGACCUGCGUUUGUCUGUGCACACACACCUCAAACUGGAUGACCGAAACCCUUUCAAAGUGGGCAUGAAGGAUCUGGCUCACUUUUUCUCUCUCAAGCCCAUUCGUUUCUUCAACCGGUUUAUCGACAUCAAAGCCUAUGUGACCCACUAUCUAGACAAGACAUUUUACAACUUGACGACUGUGGCUCUCCAUGACUGGGCCACUUACAGUGAGAUGAGGAACCUCGCCACACAGCGCUACGGUUUGGUCAUGACUGAAGCCCAUCUUCCCAGCCAAACUCUGGAACAGGGGCUUGAUGUCCUUGAGAUCAUGAGGAACAUCCACGUAUUUGUCUCCCGCUACCUCUACAACCUUAACAACCAGAUUUUCAUUGAGAAGACCAGCAACAACAAGCACUUGAAUACCAUUAACAUCCGACACAUUGCCAACUCUAUUCGAACACAUGGCACUGGGAUCAUGAACACAACGGUUAACUUUACUUAUCAGUUCCUCCGCAAGAAGUUCUAUAUUUUCAGUCAGUUCAUGUAUGACGAGCACAUCAAAUCCAGACUCAUCAAAGACAUCCGUUUCUUCAGGGAAACUAAAGAUCAGACAGACCAAAAGUACCCCUUUGAUAGAGCAGAGAAGUUCAACCGUGGCAUCAGGAAGUUGGGUCUUACUCCAGAUGGUCAGAGCUACCUGGACCAGUUCAGACAGCUCAUCAGUCAGAUCGGCAAUGCAAUGGGCUAUGUGCGGAUGAUUCGCUCUGGAGGGCUUCAUUGCUGCAGUAGUGCUAUUAGGUUUGUUCCUGAUUUAGAGGACAUUGUGAACUUCGAGGAGCUUGUGAAAGAGGAAGACCUCUCUGAAGAGACGCAGAAAGCUGCCAGCCAACUGGACUAUGUGCUGAGUGACCUGACCAGCAACUCUGCUGAAGGAACCGAGUACUUCAAGAUGCUAGUGGGCGUUUUCGCACCAGAGUUUCGCAGCAUCAAGAACAUGCACUUGAGGAACUUCUACAUGAUUGUUCCUCCUCUGACUGUAAAUUUUGUGGAACACUCCAUCAGUUGCAAAGAAAAACUGAACAAGAAGAACAAAGUGGGAGCAGCUUUUACAGACGAUGGUUUUGCCAUGGGGGUUGCCUACAUCUUGAAGCUUCUGGACCAGUAUCAGGAGUUUGACUCCCUGCAUUGGUUCCAGGCUGUCAGAGAGAAGUAUGUGAAGGAAAUGAAUGCGGUGGUAAAAGAGCAGAACGUUCAGUCUACCAGCCAAGAUGAGAAGCUCAUGCAGACCAUGAAUCUGACCCAGAAGAGAUUGGAUCUAUAUCUGCAGGAGUUUGAGCUGCUGUAUUUCUCUCUGAGCAGUGCUCGGAUCUUCUUCAGGGCUGAUAAAACAGCAGCAGAGGAGACUCAGGAGAAGAAGGACAGAGAGGAAGUUGCUAAAAGUGGUGCUGCUUCUUCAGCUGUUGAAGGUUCUCCCAGUGAACUAAGUGUCAAGUGAGACUGAGGAGCAGCUUAUGAAAGACAUGAACGACUGCCAAAAAGAGUGAAUAAUAUCAAUAUGUUCUUGAAUAGAAUGCUGAUUCUUUAAUGGAGAGAAUUGAUUCAGUCACUUCACUCCUGAGGAUUUAGACAAUGACCCACCACACUCUUAAUUUCUGUUGGAACCUGUAUAGUAUCUUAUUUUAUUAUUUUUUCAUUGUGGCUUUAUGCCAGCUGCACUCAUGCAACUGAAACUGACUGUGGACAUUGACUAAUGCUUGUUUGUUUUUAGACACUGAUUGUUAUUGUUUUAGGUGUCUUACAUGCCAUGUGCAGCAGUUGUUUCAAUCAGAAUGUUUUUCACAGAGUAAAAGGACAUUUGGCUAUAGAAAUGGGAAGCUAAUGAUUGGCAGAUUUUUCUUAACAUUCUUUUGAAUAUUAGGCAAUAAUAUUUUUAUAUGAUGAAGCUGACAUUUAGGAUCCAGAAAUUCAAUGAUAAUUGAACGAUCUGAUUAAUGAAAAUGUCAAUAUCAUGCAUGUAAACUAGAGUUUGUUAUUCUCAUGCCUGAGUACUAAUUUACUUUGUACUAAUGAUUUUAGUCUGCCUUAUAUAAAAAAUAAUUUGUCAAUCACAUUGUCAAAAGAAAAAAGCAUUACCACCAAUUCUGGUAAAGCUAAUGGUUAUGUGCUUUGUGCUGCCUAAGCUACAUUACAAUGUGGCCAACAGGAGAAAAAAAAAAAAAUUCUGAUGAUCAUGAUGAUUCUCAUGAUUCUGUACAAAUCAUGAAUACUGGGAAGAAAAUGUAAAGCACUGUGAUGGAGAGGAAGGUUAAUUGCACUUGCCUUAGUUGCUGCUGUUCUAGUAUUCAAAGUGGUGUUUAAGCAUACUACACAGCAGUUUCUUUAUUUCCAUGACAUUCCAUCUGUUGAUUUCUUGUGUAUUUUUACCUUUUGUAAAAGAGUUGUGCAUAUUAACCAUUAACCUAAUGCCAUCUUAUAUUAAAAGACAUUUGAAAAACUCGUCUGUAAACCAUCUGCUCGCAUCAAAUAAAGCAAUGUUGUUUCAAAGAAACAUCACACCA
Molecule: messenger RNA, 4657 nt
Organism: Myxocyprinus asiaticus (Chinese sucker)
Lineage: Eukaryota; Metazoa; Chordata; Actinopteri; Cypriniformes; Catostomidae
Product: WASH complex subunit 4
Exons: 33
Coding region: 73-3594 (1173 amino acids)
Biological process (GO): endosomal transport; endosome organization
Cellular component (GO): WASH complex; endosome
Source: RefSeq, a predicted model, not a curated record